This is a messenger RNA of Oldenlandia corymbosa var. corymbosa, 1630 nucleotides long. The record is from the annotation of a GenBank genome assembly. NCBI's taxonomy places the organism in Eukaryota, Viridiplantae, Streptophyta, Magnoliopsida, Gentianales, Rubiaceae.
UUGAAAGAGACUUACAAAGACUCCUGCAUGAGCCAUGACAAUUACCACUCAUCCCAUUUUCCGCAAACCUGUGGCUGCUGCAAACGUUGAGCGGUCAUCAUUAGACAGUUAGAAUUCCCUAGUGCCCACUCCAAGAUUUUCAAAUAUAAAAGGGGGAGAUUUUCUUAGUUUUUUCCUCAUCAAUCACUUUACCUUAAAAACUCCAAGUGAUCAACAAUUAAUAUUUCACUAGUUCAUAUACUUCAAUCAUAAAGCCAUGGCGAGAGUUUUUAUGAUCAUUAGCUUGGUUGCAUGCCUUGUUAGCGUUGCUUACGCCGCUAGUGGCACUGCCACUUACUAUACACCUCCUUAUGUUCCGUCAUCUUGCUAUGGAUACCAAGACAACGGCGUGAUGAUAGCUGCUGCCAGCGACGUAAUAUGGAACAACAGGGCAGCUUGCGGGAGGAACUACAGAGUGACAUGCACCGGACCAACAAACCAAGGAGUCCCCCAGCCCUGCCGUGGAAGCGUCGUCGUUAAAAUCGUCGACUAUUGCCCUCCCGGAUGUGCCGGGACCAUUGAUCUCUCUCAGGAAGCUUUUGCUAGAAUUGCUGACCCAAAUGCCGGAAAAGUCAGGAUUGAUUACCAACAGUAAGCCCUCUCUUGGUGGUUUUUUUUUUUUUUUUUAACCUUAGAAAUUUAUUUUUCUACUAUUGUAGAUAAGUUAGUCAGGUGAUUACAGUUUAAUUUUCGGGCAUCCUUAACCAUGGUACUAAAAUCAAAUCAUCUUGUUCGGUUUUUUUUUUUUUUCAGGGUUUGAAGCUGAGAAGCUGCAAAUAGAAGAUGCAACAUAAAUAUGAUGCUCGGAAAUAAGUUGCCUCUUCAUUGGGGUUUGUGAGUUACGACCUGGCAAGCAUAUACGAAUUAAUAAAUCAAACAAAAGUUUGAAUGUAAUAACUCUUUAUGUUUCGCGAAUUUCUGCCAUGAACUUUGUCGUUCAACUUCGAGGUGAUCGACGACUUUGAUAAGUUCAUAAAUCAAAUGAAAUAAAUUACAUAAUUACAAGCGCAUUAAUGCUUUGGGGCCUAAAUUCAAGUUACCUUAUUUUUGGCUUGCCUUUGGUUCAGAUUUAUCCAACAAUAAUUCUUCUUUGAAGCGCAUUACAUACUUGGCUAGCUGCUACUUCUAUCAACCCGAUUGUGGAAAAAUAUUGGUGAAAUUCAAGGCUCCUCAAAUUUGAAUUCGAUCGUCAUAUACAAAGCGACGUUUAAUUCACGAUAAUCAAAAAUUCAAAACAUAGGUAAUGGAUAGUUUGAAGCUGAUCGAUCUCGAUAAGUACUUAUGGAGCUAAGGACUAUUCCGCAUAAUUCCCAUCUAAUUUGAGGCCCAAAAUGGAUUCUUUCUUCACUUUUGAAAUGCUUAAGUUCAUUUUCAUUUCGACCUGUUUCUUUACAGAAGAAGUUGGCCAAAACCCUAAGACGUUGAAUUACAUAAUACAUAUUGCGAAUGAAUAAUACCGAGUUACAUCGUAUUCCAAUUUUUAACUACGAUUUAAUGACAAAUAGUACAUUAUCUAACUACCACAAACCUUUUAGCAACUAGAGAUGCUAUAUAUAGAAUUUCCAGUAAAAUUAAAUUUCAAAAAUAUACA